Blepharisma stoltei is the source of this 1752-nucleotide messenger RNA. The record is from the annotation of a GenBank genome assembly. Lineage: Eukaryota; Ciliophora; Heterotrichea; Heterotrichida; Blepharismidae.
AUGGCGCUUUUUCUGCUUGUCCUACUACCUUUUGCCUUUGGAGCUGUCAGAAAGCUCGAAGGAGACCUUGAGCAGUUAAUCUACAAAUCUUUUGAAGACGAUAAAUACCACGAGCACUCAUGCAAACGCCCAGUGAUAAGAGAGUAUGUGAAUUCCUGGGAUAAGUAUCAGUCUCAAUGCAUGAAGCGGGAUCUAAAUGAUUUCGCCUACUCUACAUAUGUGACUUUUCUUGAAGGCAGAACAUUUGAAUUUGUGAGGGAUUUUAAUUAUAUUUGGAAAAAAUACAUCACACUAGCUUUGGGAAAUGAUACCAUGAACCCUGUUACUGGGGCAGGAGAAAACCCUAAAGGAGGGAUUUCUCAUAUGUUUUUUGCAAAUUUAGAUACUCUUUAUUUGAUGGGGACUGAAGAGCUUUUUGAGGAGGCUUUAAAAAUUGUCGAAAAAGAAGGAGUUCUACCCAAGGGACAAUUUAAGACUGCAGACUAUGUAAAAGAUGUGAUAGGUGGAUUGCUAGGAGGAUUUUAUGUUAGUGAAAAAGAAGGGUUGCUAGAGAAAGCAAAAGAAGCUGGAGAGCUAUUGCCUGAGAUUUUUAGCUAUAAAGAAUACCUUCCUUUUGAGAGCUACGAUCGUGUCAAAAAAGAAGGGACUUUAAGCCAUGGAAGCAUGAAGGUUUCUGAUAUUUCCAAUCAAGCUGAAGCUUUACUGCUUUAUAAAUACACUGGUGAUGAAAGAUUCCUGAAUAUCACUGGCAAAUUUGACCAACUGCUUAACGAGAAAAAGAUCCUCCAUGAGUAUUUACCUGUUUAUUUACAAAGUCAAGACUUUAAGUUCGAUAUUUUGAAAUUUGCAGGACCUUUCACAAUGGAUCAAGACAGCGUCCAUAUUCAACGAAAUCUAUUUAAUGCAUGGAUUUUAUCUAACAAAACAGCAUUCAAUAUCAAAGAAAUGUACGAUAAAAAUAAAAACUUUAUCAUUCGAAACCUAACCCUGCAGACAGAAAGAGGCGAGCUUUUUAUAGCUUCCAGAGGAAUGGACAGACCUGAGCACAAUUAUAGGAUGCAUCAAGCUACCUGCGCAUUUGCUGGACAGCUAGCUAUUGAAAACAAGCUUCUAGGCUACAAUGCUUCAGAAGUAAUUUUAGCUAAAAGGCUUAUGGAAACUUGCAUUCAUAUGUACUUAGACGCUCCAAACAAUUUAGCUCCUAACUAUGUUCAGUUUACCAGACAGGGGAUGGAGUUUGAAGAAAAAGGGUUCACUAUCCUCCCUGAUAUUUUUGAUGGACUUUUGCAUUUAUUUAGGCUGACUGGUGAUGAAAUAAUACAUAAAAAUCGCGUGGCGAGUCAAUUUACUUUCUUAAAACAUGUAGCAAUAGGAUUAGGGCCCAAGCCUUCGUCCUAGGAAGUAGCACAUGCCUUUAGGCCGUGGAAUCAGACUGGCAAUAAAAAGGUUGAGAAGUAAGGGACUUGAAACUGGUCGAUAAUAAUUUAAGCUAAGACCAAUGAUGAAAUGUAUAGAAAAGCUGCCUACUUUGUUUAUACUCAGAUAGUUGAGAAAUGCAGGUCUCCUUAUGGGUACAGCAACCUUAAAACAAAUAUGGAGUUGUCAGGUGUUAUGCCAGACUCCUUAUUAAGCAAGACACUGAAGUAUCUUUUCUUGCUAUUCAAUCGUGAAACCUUCAUACCUGUUGAGAAAUACGUUUAUACGCCAGCUGGGCAUGUUUACAGGUACGUCGAGAAAGACAUAGACCAAUAA